This is a messenger RNA of Rattus norvegicus (Norway rat), 2584 nucleotides long. Lineage: Eukaryota; Metazoa; Chordata; Mammalia; Rodentia; Muridae. The record is from RefSeq and is a predicted model, not a curated record.
UGAAGAGACCUGUGGGCUGGGUACAUAACCCAUGCUUAGAGAAGUAGGCAAAAGCCAACAUGAGUGUGCUUGUCAUCUACAGCUAAAUUGUGGGAGGAUGUGCUAACAGAAAAGGAAGACAGACAAGAAGGAAACAAUAAAACCAUAGGUAUUCCGAGUUCUUGUAUUCCACGUUCUCGCACAUGCUGAGUGACUAUAACAGAGAGACCCCAAAGUACCAUAGCUCAGACUGUUAAAUGUUUUAGCUUUUGUGAGGCUGCUGAGGUUAGUGGUACAGGCCAGCAGGGCAACUCUGAACUACCCAGUCACAUAGGGUCAAAUGUCUUUCCUGUUUGUUCCAUAUCAUAGAUGCCACCCUCCCCAAUGGCUACUCGCCCCUGGGAAAGAGAGAAAGUAGAGCAGGAAGUUUUCUUGGAAGUGAACGAUGCCUAUGUUUGCACAUUGCUUCAGUCCACUGUCCACAGAUGAGGACUUAGUCAAGUAAGCCCACCUCCCUGAAAGGAAGGCCUUGUAAAAUGGACUCAAGAGGGUAAUGCCAGCCUCUGCAAGAUGUCUCAGCAGACAGAGGGCAGCCUGAGUUUGAUCUCCUGAACUCAAAUAAAAGACAGAUGCAGGAAUGUUUGUAAUCCUAGCACUCUGGCAGGAGGAGAGGCAGAGACAGAAGAACCAUCUGGAAGCCUGUGGAUCAGCUCAUCCUAGAGUAUUCACCAAAGCAGAAAUAAGAGCGAGCCUGCCUCAGACAAGGUGAAAAUAGAAAGUAGAAGACCGACUUCCACAAGCUACCAUCUGACCUCCACAGUGUUCUGUGGCAUUCAUGCAUCAAAACUCUCAUGCGCAAUGUUAACCAAUCGAUUAAUUUGUUAAAACAUUGUCAAGGGGCUGGUGAGAUGGCCCAGCAAGCACAGGGACUGCUGUUAAGCCUGAGUUUGAUUACUGGUCUUCAUAUCAUGGAAAGAGAGAACAACUUCCUGCAAGUUGACCUCUGACCUCCAUUCACAUGUCAUGACCAUGACACACAUAUACACAUAAUAUAAAAUGCAACAAAAAUAUUUUAAAUGAUAUGUAACUGUGCUGAGAGACCUCAUGACUGUGGAGAAAGUGGAAAACAGAUAUGGGAGAUGCUGCCUAGAUUAAUAUAGUAUUCAGGGUCUACCUAGCACUACCCCAUGAUAGAUAUUAGGUAAUCAAGACUCAGGGGUUAAAGACAAUUGAAGAAUACACAGCUUGAUUAAAGCAGAGCCAGGUGGGUUAGAACAAGGUCUCCCAGCUCCCUGGUUCUUAGAGCCCACAGCUUUGUAGAGCAUGAGGUACAUGCUCUACAGUGUGAAAUGGAUUCGUGAGUGAGUGGACCAUGUGCAAUGGAUCCAUGAGUGGACCCGUGUGCAGUGGCUUAGGUACGACCACCCUAUGGACCCCAUUGCCACAGGUAGUGCUCAGUGGUGACUGAAUCACCAGGAAGUCACUGCAUGAGUGCAUGAAGACCUCCUCCAGCCAUGUAUCUGAUGUCACAGAUGAGGAGGGGAUGGCUAAUCAGUAAGCCAAGGAACCUUCAUAUCAUCCACCUUCCCCAGCUGAGGCUGCUGGAACAAUAUACCCUAUGCUGGAUGGUUUAAACGGAAGACAUUCCUUUCUCACAGUUGUGGAGACGGGAAGCUCAGAAGCAAGUGUCCAGGAAUGGGGUGUGACAGCUUCUCCAGGGUGCCUCUGUACUCCUCCAUCUACCUAUGAGCCACUGCCUCCUGUACUGCCCUGACCCAGACUGAAGCCACCCAACAUACCACAGGGCAUUCUCCCAUGAUGACAACCAAGAACAUUUUCCCAGCCUCAAAGUCAGUGACCAGCAACCAGCUCCAGGUUUUUUCAGAAGCCUUCAACCCCACCACCAAAUCUUCUAAGACCAACAAGUCCAAGAGGUCUGUCCAAGAGACAAAGGACCCAGUCAGGAAUCUGUCCAAGCAACUCCCAGAGAAUUAUGACUUUGUUUCUGAGUCUACAAACUCCUACCACCUGGGCCUGCGUCCACUUACACCAAGGAAGCUUUUGGCCCAAGAGCUGCCGACAUUUGCCCCUAUCCCUAAGGCCACAAAAACCUGUGUCCCUAAGGAUUCCAUGGCCAUGCCUCAGCUGAUAGAUGAGGCCUAUGAGUCAAUAAAGAAUGACAGCCCAGCCCUGUACCCUCUCAGGAAUGCAUCCACUGUGUCAGUCACGAAGGCACCCUCUUCAGAAGACUUCAUUCAGAAGACACCCUCUGCAGAUACCAUGAUGGUACCCUCUGCAGAUACCACGAAGACACCCUCUGCAGAUACCACGAAGUUACCCUCUGCAGACACUGUGGAGGUACCCUCUUCACUGACCUCAAAGAGACUCUCUGCGAUGGCCAUGAAGCCAAAGACAAAGACCCAAGAUAUAAACCAGAAGCAGCAAGACAAUGAAAAAUCUUGUUUCUCCCUUGACCUGAUGUUUGUCAACCCAAACCAGUUAACUCUAGGUAUCCAACGUGUCCCUAUUCCAGAGGCCACAGAGGCCACAGUCCCAGGGACUCAGGUUAUGUCUUGAACUACCAUACAAUAAACAACUGACUAGA